UUUUUGGCAUGCAUAUUUCUUCAUGGCUGUUGAUUCCUUUCCUUUUUCUUGCUGCUGGGGCAAAGAAGACUUAGCUUCAUCUCAACACAAAUCCUUUCCUUCGUUUCAACAACUCCUCAUUCAUGUCCCUUUUAAUAUCUCCCAAUUCUCAUCACCCUUCCCAUUCUCCUUUCUCAUCACUCCAAAACCCACCUCUCCUUAUCCCACCACAGAAAUUAUCAGCAUUUUGACAUGGGUUUCCCCGGAGCGGUUUUCAGAUUUUUGGAUGCAUUAAUCGGGCCAACCUGCAUGCUUCUUUUUCCUUUAUACGCAUCGGUACGAGCAAUCGAGACUCCUUCCACGCUGGAUGAUCAGCAGUGGCUGACAUACUGGAUUUUGUACUCGUUUAUCACAUUGUUUGAACUAUCCUGUUGGCAAAUCCUUGCCUGGCUUCCAUUUUGGUCGUACAUGAAGCUCCUAUUCUGUCUGUGGUUAGUGUUGCCAAUUUUCAAUGGGGCAGCUUAUAUAUAUGAUCAUUUCGUGAGGAAGUAUGUGAAGGUUGGGGGUACUGUCAGCUCCAGUUAUCCUGAGAGCCAGAGGAAGGUUCUCCUCAUGAUGACCCCCGAUGCCAGGAGGUCGGUAGAGUACUACAUCUCAAAGCAUGGACCCGAGGCUUUUGAAAGGGUCGUCAAAGCUGCUGAAAAGGAAGCCAGGAAGCGAUGAGCAGACGAAGACAGCUCCUCCCAUAGAUUUUCUGCUAUGGGAUUCUGACUGUAACACAAGAACCUUUCAUCUAUAGUUUGCAAUGGCAAAGACCAAGAUGAAGAAAACCAAAAUGUUAUUCUCUAUAGUUAACCUAUAUACAGCAAUGUUCUUGAUUGACCUUUAUUUUAUGAUAUUUCAAUAGAUGUACAGCAUGACCAAACUUUAAAUUCCAAAUGUCAACUAUGGACUGAAAGUGAUUCUCUCAGUCAGUCGUGAAUAAUAUUUACAGCUUGAUGGUUUUCGACUUUAAA
This is a messenger RNA of Vitis vinifera (wine grape), 995 nucleotides long. Its product is annotated as HVA22-like protein f. Bases 232 to 702 code for a protein of 156 amino acids. The record is from RefSeq and is a predicted model, not a curated record. The transcript is spliced from 5 exons. NCBI's taxonomy places the organism in Eukaryota, Viridiplantae, Streptophyta, Magnoliopsida, Vitales, Vitaceae.